CUCUAAAUCUUGAGAGCAUAACAGACUCUUAGAAUUGGCUGACCUGAAAUGGGAGAUAGGCCUCCCAGAGGCCAGUGGAGAUGGGUGGCUGGGAGGGAUCCUCAUCAUUUCUCUACAUUUUCUUAAUUGAAAACUAAGGAGGUGACAUAAUAGGGGCUCCCUCCCAUGCCACGCAUUUCUAUUGUUUCUGGGUUUCUCUCCCUUUUCCUUUCUUGCCAGCAUGUUGAAAUUUCAAUCCUUGCCUAUUCCAUAACUAUAUAUGCAGGUAUUUCUAAUUUUUUUUAUUCAUUUGUUAUAAUCUAUUUGUCAAGAUAUAUUUCCUAAUCACAAAGUAUUUAACUACUAAUAAUGACACUCAAUUUUACCCUCAUGCACUCCGAAUUGGAUAUUUCCAGUGAUAGGAAGUUAAAACUGAAGCCUUUUGGUAGUAACAUUUUAGAUCGACUAGGUGUACGAAACUGACCUAGCUUAUUCUUACCGAUGUAUAUUACAUGGUUCAUGUAUUCAUUAAACUUGUAAUCUACAUUUUUUUUAAAAACCCUCCCAACGGUUGAAGAGAUAGAAAAAAGAUCUAAAAGACGACAACAACCAAUUUGGAAUCUCAUUUGUUCAAUUCUUGCUUGUUACUUUUGUUGUCAAAUUUGUUGAGAUCUAUGCUUGUUCAACCUUCUUUCCAUGUGGGACUCUAGCAUCUGAAUUUUAAGAGUCAGUGCUAGCUCUAUAUUCUUCCCAUGCCUGUUGAAGUUGUACGGGGCAUGUAUACAUAUGCCCUUGAUCAAGAUAGAUCGUGCUUUGCGCUCAGAUACAAAUACAAGAUAAAACGAAGACUCAUCAUAAAUUAAAUAUUAGGUUGUGAGCUAUAUUAGUUCAGUCACAAAAUCAGUUAAGAACUGUUAGCACAUGAGAGCUACAUAAGAACUCCUUUCUAUUGUAAUCAGGAAUCAGUUUCGUUUCUCUCUAAAACCCAAAAAGAUUUUAGAAAAACACAAACAGUAGAUUUCAUGUUUGUAAAGACUGAGGAUUUGAAUUGUUUAUGGGAUCAUCAGUAUGUAUUUGUGUGUGUAUAAUAUAUAGAUGAAAGGGUGUGUAGAGGAAAAUAUCUGAAAUGUGGACAGAGUUUAAUGGAGACAAUUGGGUGGGGAUUGGAAAGAGGCAUAAGCAUUUGAGGGUCACAUGGUCUGUUUUCCAUCUCAAUCUCAAGAACUUGGUUGUUAUUAAGUCUGUAUGUUUGUUGGAGAACAUGAUGCCCGACAAUACAGGCUUCAGACAUAUCUGUCCAUAGAUUAGCAAUGUUUAGACCACAUCACUCUUGUAAUUAUAUAUUACUUACAUAUGUAUGCAUUACCUGCUAAGUGUCCAAUAAUCAAUCUUUAGACCAAAUUACUGGAUGGAAUAAGACGUAGGGAACGGUGUUUGUACAUGGGGAUACAGUUUGGUCAUUUGCAUGUGGAGAUGAUUUAUGUGAGUAGGAAGACAAACCAUGUUAUGUUUUGAUUUCUCACAAGCUAGUAUCCUUCAAUGGAGCCCAUCUCUGCUCCUCGAGACCGCUCAUUUCAUGCAGCAGGCCAUACUCUUUCAUCUAUAUAUACACAAGAGAUCAGGUUCAUAACCAGCACUCAAGUCUCUCUCCUUGCCAAGCAUCAAAGUCUUCUCUGUUUCCCAAGUCCUCUGAAUUCUUUUUCUUGUUCUAAUUUUCCACUUGAGAAUAUAAAAACCAUGGGAUUCCGGUUGCCAGGAAUUGUUAACUCCAAGAAGGGUCUAAACAAGGCUGCUACUUCAAAGACCUUAGACAUCCCAAAAGGCUAUUUUGCAGUGUAUGUUGGGGAGAGCCAGAAGAAGCGAUUUGUGGUUCCAAUAUCAUACUUGAAUGAACCUUUGUUCUUGGAUUUGCUGAGUCAAGCAGAAGAAGAAUUUGGAUAUGAUCAUCCAAUGGGUGGUAUCACAAUCCCCUGCAGUGAUGAAACCUUCAUUCAUCUCACUUCCCGCUUAAGUGUAUGAAUGAAGGCAAAUGAAGUGAAUCUGGUUCAUAUCCAAAUCAGCCUCAGUUCGAUCAGAAGAACUCGCCAUGUCAAGAUGAAGUAGAGGCUGUGAUUGAUCAUAUGCACAUUUUUCUGUU
Prunus dulcis (almond) is the source of this 2116-nucleotide messenger RNA. RefSeq names its product indole-3-acetic acid-induced protein ARG7-like. The transcript has a single exon. The coding region runs from base 1519 to 1998 and encodes 159 amino acids. Lineage: Eukaryota; Viridiplantae; Streptophyta; Magnoliopsida; Rosales; Rosaceae. Gene Ontology annotation, biological process: response to auxin. The record is from RefSeq and is a predicted model, not a curated record.